Messenger RNA from Marmota monax (woodchuck), 3409 nucleotides. It is a transcript of the gene Tpbg, whose product is annotated as trophoblast glycoprotein. The record is from RefSeq and is a predicted model, not a curated record. NCBI's taxonomy places the organism in Eukaryota, Metazoa, Chordata, Mammalia, Rodentia, Sciuridae. Gene Ontology annotation, molecular function: protein binding. Gene Ontology annotation, cellular component: plasma membrane. The transcript is spliced from 2 exons. Bases 718 to 1986 code for a protein of 422 amino acids. Gene Ontology annotation, biological process: negative regulation of canonical Wnt signaling pathway.
GAAUCAAGAAUAAGUCUCCCCUCCACUCCACUAAUCUUUCUCAACCGCCCCUCCCCCGAAGUUGGUUCUCUCUCUUCACAAGUUCCCAUAACUACCCAAGACGUGCGGGGGCGGGACAGGUGGGAACGCAUUAACAACACUUAAAUCUGAAGUUGACAGCCAAAGGUACCAGUUUGGUGGGGAGACUUUCGGAAGCUCCCUUACACACUGCUCGGCGUUUGCUAUUGCCGCUGUAUAUUUCAGCUCAUUUCUUUUUGCUGCUGCUGCAGCUGCUGCUUUGCGCUGCUCCGUCACGCCUUUAUCUCGUCGCUGCCAAAGGAGCCCGAAGCAGGAUAAAUUCCACGAGAUUCCCCAGCGGUUUCGUUCCUGUCCGAGGUCGCGCAGCGGAUCCACCGACUGGCGCCAAUAUCAAGAGGCAAGGAGGUGCCACCCAGGGCAGCGCUGGAAGAGGAGCGGGAGGAGGAGCGCGGAGACCUGCGUCCCUACCCGCCGUGCGUACUUUCUGGAGGGAAGGGCGGGGGAAUUAGCCUCGGGAGGGGGACGCUUGGUGGCGAGGGGGUUAUUAGCCAAGUUCCGGCUACGGUGGUCCCCCUCGGCUCCCACAAGAGGAAAGUUUUCUCCAGACGUUUCCGGCCGGCUCGCUCCCUCCGGGCCCAGCCUCCCGAGCCUUCGGAGCGGGCGCCGUCCCAGCCCAGCUCCGAGAAGACGCGAGCCGCGAUGCCUGGGGGGUACUCCCGAGGCCCCGCCGCCGGGGACGGGCGGCUGCGGCUGGCGCGGCUGGCGCUAGUCCUCUUGGGCUGGGUCUCCUCGUCCUCUCCUACGUCCUCCGCGUACUCCUCCACCUCUUCAGUGUCGUUCCUGGGCUCGGCGGUGUCUGCUCAGCCUCCACUGUCGAGCCAAUGCCCACCGAUGUGCGAGUGCUCCGAAGCGGCGCGCACCGUCAAGUGCGUGAACCGCAACCUGACCGAGGUGCCCGCGGACCUGCCACUCUAUGUGCGCAACCUCUUCCUCACCGGUAAUCAUCUGGCCGUGCUCCCCGCCGGCGCCUUUGCCCGCCGCCCGCCGCUGGCCGAGCUGGCCGCGCUCAACCUCAGUGGCAGCCGCUUGGUGGAGGUGCACGCCGACGCCUUCGAUCAUCUGCCUAGCCUGCGCCAGCUCGACCUCAGCCACAACCCACUCGCCCAUAUCAGUCCCUUCGCCUUCUCGGGCAACAACACCAGUGCUUCUGUUCCCAGCCCCCUGGAGGAACUGAUCCUGAACCACAUCGUGCCCCCUGCAGACCAGUUACUGAAGCAGAACCGAAGCUUCGAGGGCAUGGUGGCCGCGGCCCUGCGCACGGGCCACGCACUACGCGAGCUGCGUAGCCUGGACCUGGGCAGCAAUCAGUUCCUUUACCUGCCUCGGGACGUGCUGGCUCAACUGCCCAGCCUCAGGCACCUGGACCUGCGGAACAACUCGCUGGUGAGCCUGACCUACGUGUCCUUCCGAAACCUGACAUACCUAGAAAGCCUCCACCUGGAGGAUAAUGCUCUCAAGGUCCUUCACAAUGGCACCCUGGCGGAGUUGCAAGGCCUGGCCCAUGUCAGGUUAUUCCUGGACAACAAUCCCUGGGUCUGCGACUGCCACAUGGCGGACAUGGUGGACUGGCUCAAGGAGACAGAGAUAGUUCAGGGCAAAGCCAGGCUCACCUGUGCAUUCCCGGAAAAAAUGAGGAAUCGGGUCCUCUUGGAACUCAACAGCUCUGACCUGGACUGUGACCCUGUCCUCCCGCCAUCCCUGCAGACUUCUUAUGUCUUCCUGGGUAUUGUUUUAGCCCUGAUAGGCGCUAUUUUCCUCCUUGUUUUAUAUUUGAACCGGAAGGGGAUAAAAAAGUGGAUGCAUAACAUCAGAGAUGCCUGCAGGGAUCACAUGGAAGGGUAUCAUUACAGAUAUGAAAUCAAUGCGGACCCCAGGUUAACAAACCUCAGUUCUAAUUCGGAUGUCUGAGGAGCAGUAGAGGACUGGGGAAAAAGGACAACUCUGCAUGAGGUGUAGACUUAAGCUUUAUCCAGUAUUAGGCUUGCUCUACUUCCACCCUCCACUAUAGACACCACUGACUUUGAAAGCAGUGAAGGGGUUUUGCUUCUUGUUACGUAAAUUUUCUCGGUGUGUUCUAUUAAUGUAAGAAUGUAAGACGAUGAACAACUGUGCAUAGUGUUUUGCCCUCUUUCUUUUCUUGGAACUCCUCAACACAUGUGGAGUGAUUUUUCAAGUUUCAGCAUGGACUCCUUGCUGUUUCUCUUAGUACACAUCAAGGUGUAGCAAGUGUACCUACACAGAUAGCAUCCAACAGAAACGGCCUCAACUUUUUUUUGAGAAAAAUACUUUAUUCAUAAAUAUCAGUUUUAUCCUCAUGCAUCCCAUGAACUGCCUGCAGACCUUAGCAAGCUCUUAAAAUAACUCUGUAGUGCACAGGAGCACCUGCAUCCAAGAGCAUGCUUACAUUUUACUGUUCUGCAUAUUACAAAAAAUAACUUGCAACUUCAGAUAACUUCUUUCACAAAGUAAAUUACUUUUUUUGAUUGCAGUUUAUAUGAAACUGUACUGAAUUUUUUCUUUUUAUAAACUGCAUCAAGAUUGAACAGACUGAAUUGUUGGAAAAAUUCAAUAAAGAUUCUUAAAAGAAUUACACUGUGUUCAAGUUUGGUAUUUGAAAAAUGGAUGAAGGGCAAUAAUACUGAAUGGUCUUGGUUCAGAUGAUAAUUAAGUUAUUGGUUAGCAAGCUGAGCAAGGUCUUAUAUAAAUAGUCUUGGAAGAUAGUUUUGAAGUGGUAGAUUCUUUUAGGAUUUAAAUAGAGUAUUUGAAUAUUUAUGUGACUACAUUUCUCAUGGUCCCAAAGUUAAUGCUAUUCAUGAAACAAUUUUGUAAGAGCUUUAUGAAGCUGGUAAGAGUGAAGAGUUCUAUAUGAUAAACAGUUCACAGUUUGGGGCUUUUUCUGGACUAAUGAAGUUGUUAGGGCAGAACAAUAUUAUUUACUUAAUAAAACUCUGAAUUAAAUUGUUGUAUGAAUGUUUAAAGGGUAAAACAAAUAUAAUAGAAAAGUAUAAAGAUACAAUAUUCAGAAAUAAAGAUUUAAAAGUAUAAAGACACAGUAUUCAGAAAUAAAAGAUUUAAAAGUGUAAAUUUAAAAAGGAUUCUCUGAGGUUAUAAAGUAAAUUACAACUUGGAUUUUCUUGAGAAUAUUUUUUAAAAGCAUUUAAAUGAAAUAUACAUCAGAGACCCAGCUAAUAUAUUUUUUUAAAUUGUCAUAAUUGAAUUUAAGCUUGAGGAAAUAACCAGAGAUAAAAGUCUGUUUAUGUAAAAGUAUCUCAACUAAUCAGAGAUAUUAAUGUCCAGUUCAGGAUUUAAGAAUUUGAGGAUUUUUUUAUGU